AUGAAAACCAGGGGAGCUCUCAAGAAGAAAGCAAACAUAGCACUGAUUUCCCAGAUUGAACCAAAGAAAAUAGAGGAAGCUCUAAAAGACUCAAGCUGGUUACAGGCAAUGCAGGAAGAGCUAGAUCAAUUUGACAAAAAUCAAGUGUGGAAACUGCUGCCUAAGCCUGAAAAUGCUCCUGUAAUUGGAACAAAAUGGGUUUUCAGAAAUAAGCUAAAUAAGGAUGGAAAGGUUGUGAGAGACAAAGCCAGAUUAGUAGCUGAAGGAUACACACAACAGGAAGGAGUCGACAAUGACGAAACCUUUGCUCCAGUAGCUCGACUAGAAUCAAUAUGA
Nicotiana tabacum (common tobacco) is the source of this 336-nucleotide messenger RNA. NCBI's taxonomy places the organism in Eukaryota, Viridiplantae, Streptophyta, Magnoliopsida, Solanales, Solanaceae. The record is from RefSeq and is a predicted model, not a curated record.